This is a messenger RNA of Psilocybe cubensis, 570 nucleotides long. RefSeq lists its product as uncharacterized. NCBI's taxonomy places the organism in Eukaryota, Fungi, Basidiomycota, Agaricomycetes, Agaricales, Agrocybaceae. Bases 1 to 570 code for a protein of 189 amino acids. The transcript is spliced from 4 exons. The record is from RefSeq and is a predicted model, not a curated record.
AUGCCUCUCAAACUUCUAACAACAUUGUACGGGCUCGUUAUUCUCUUUGCCUUGGGUGAAACUGCUUUGGGCUGGUGGGCAGGGUUCACAAAUGGCUGGUCUCACCAUCUUCGUUUAUUUGGGAGGUUCGCGGGUGUAAUAUCUCUAUGUGCUUGGAUUUGGGUCGGAAUACUGUUAUCGUAUCACAAUCGGCCUGGAUCAACGCAUCCUCUCACGCAGACUUUUGUGCACCUGCAUACAUUCACGAUGCUCACUGGCUUAUACUUAGCCUUGGGCAUAGCUAUCGCUAGCCAGGUUCCCGCGGAGUGUGGUGAGGGAUACUCGGACGGAUUAUCUGGGAUGUGGUGUGGCGUGUCAGCUUCCGCGUGUGCAGUUGCUUUUUUGUUAGGCGUCCUAUGUCAGUCCGACUCAGUUCUGUUUGCUGAUGGUAUAAAGGCUAACACGAGCCUCGUAGCCGGGAUCACCCUCAUUACCAUCCGUCUGGCCUCUCCAAGCAUGAAGGAGAAUGUCUGCUCAGGGGAUAGGGGCCGGCCCGUUGGCAACCACAAUGAUCUGAUAACGAUUACAUGA